UCGAGGAAGCGACAACAACGCACCUGAGGAAUUAUGAAGGGACUAGCCGUGGAUUUCGCUUUCGCGUUUCUUCUUCUGGUGGACUUGGUCGUGGUCCCGGUUGCGGCGCAGCCCUUCGCUGGGAUGCGCCCUGACGCUCUGCUCCGUGGGAUGAACGAUCGGCUCCGCGGCUCCAGACGCACCGUGCAGCGGCAGCAGGCCGGCAGGCUGCCCCUCUACAUGAUGCAGCUGUACCGGACCAUGCUGACCGAGGACCGGGACAGACCUCCGGCCUCCAGCGUGAGUCAAACGAGGGCCGAGGACAACCCAAGGCUGCAUGACUCCGACUCUGUGAUCAGCCUCGUCGCCAAGAGCUGCCAUCAGAUCGGGAAGACGUGGUCUGUCACCUUUGACAUGUCCUCCAUGUCUGCACAUGACAACAUUCAACUGGCUCAGCUUCGCAUCCGCCUUCCCGACUUCACGGAGUCCUCCAGCAGCUCCGUGGACAUCUACCACUCCCACAGUGACCGGUGCUCUGGCACACACUGCGCAGAGAGAAGGGUCCCGCUGGGCCGCCUGAGAGCUCAUCCCAGUUCGAUGGACUCACCGUCCUCCUGGAAAGUGUUCAACAUGACAGAGAUGCUCCAUCGCUGGCUGCAGCAGAGGCGCUCCACAAAGCGGACGGAGGAGGAGGAGGAGGUGGUGGUGGAGGUGGAGAAGCAGGAGGGAAUCCAGCAUCCUACAUCCGACAGGGUCAUGAUGGUCGUCUUCUCGAGGCAGAGCCCCAACAGUCAGCCAACGCUCAUCCGCACGGCAGAGCACUCCAAGUACGUCAGCCUGGACAAGGAGGGGGCGACUCCGACCUCCGGGGUGAGUCGCAGCAGAGAAAAGAGGCACCAUCGCACCCAGCACCAGAAACAGAGGGUGAACGGGGCUGCUCCCGUUGGCAAGGCCGCGGAGGUGGAGAGAGGUCCUCUCUGCAGGAAGGUGGACAUGUGGGUGGACUUUGAGAAGAUCGGCUGGAGUGAGUGGAUCGUCUACCCCAAGAGAUACAACGCUUACCGCUGCGAGGGGAGAUGUCCUACACCAGUAGAUGAGACCUUCACUCCAACUAACCACGCAUUCAUGCAGAGCCUCUUGAAGCUUCACCACCCAGACAAGGUGCCCUGCGUGUCCUGCGUACCCACACGCCUGGCGCCGCUUUCCAUGUUGUACUACGAGAACGGGAAGAUGGUGAUGAGGCACCACGAGAACAUGGUGGUGGAGGAGUGUGGCUGCCACUGAGGACAAGGACCCGUGAUCCCCUUAAAAACGCUGCAGACCAGAGAGACUUUGGACUGUAUGCCCAGAGGAGACCACUGCCGCAGACACCGAGAUACUCAGAGGCACAAAGUGGACGAUCGACCACAAGCACUUUCCAGAGAUGUCGAGUCUGAUGCUGGGACAGAAAGCUGCUGCUGUGAUGCAAGACAUGAAAGAAGGCAACUACUGUACACACUGGACACCGCUCAAUGAAUUACAGAUAGUUAGAUAUAUUUGGUACUUUCUGGAGAUUAGUAGUACUAACUGAAGCACUGUAGUACAGCUGUACACAACACGUACAAACUGUUUUUUUUUUUAUGCCUGAACGCAGCAUUUUUAGUCAGCAAUGGUUUAAGCGCUUUAACUUUAAGAUGUUUGGGUCACAUUGACCCAUUUGUAUGUUUACAUUGUACAGUAAUACAAUAAAUUAUUUCUUAUCUUCAACUAAAUUGUUCCAGUUUUCAUUA
This is a messenger RNA of Mugil cephalus (flathead mullet), 1748 nucleotides long. RefSeq names its product nodal-related 1 (gene ndr1). Gene Ontology annotation, cellular component: extracellular region. The record is from RefSeq and is a predicted model, not a curated record. Gene Ontology annotation, biological process: SMAD protein signal transduction; BMP signaling pathway. The transcript has 3 exons. The coding region runs from base 34 to 1263 and encodes 409 amino acids. NCBI's taxonomy places the organism in Eukaryota, Metazoa, Chordata, Actinopteri, Mugiliformes, Mugilidae. Gene Ontology annotation, molecular function: growth factor activity; type I activin receptor binding; cytokine activity.